This is a messenger RNA of Eucalyptus grandis, 2196 nucleotides long. RefSeq names its product proline-rich receptor-like protein kinase PERK4. The coding region runs from base 1 to 1983 and encodes 660 amino acids. NCBI's taxonomy places the organism in Eukaryota, Viridiplantae, Streptophyta, Magnoliopsida, Myrtales, Myrtaceae. The transcript has 9 exons. Gene Ontology annotation, molecular function: ATP binding; protein kinase activity. The record is from RefSeq and is a predicted model, not a curated record. Gene Ontology annotation, biological process: protein phosphorylation.
AUGGGAACUGCUUUUGUGUCUUUUGCACUUGAGGUUGAUGGUCAGCCAUUGACAAUACAAAAAUGUCUUCAUCAAACGGUACUGCUCCGUCGCCGGAUUCCCCACCACCUCCCGAUUCCUCUGACUCGUCCUCCCCCGGCCCCGGCAGAAUCCUCACCCCCGACCCCGCCAGCAUCCUCACCCCCGGAAUCUUCACCCUCCCCUCCACCGCCCUCCGAUUCGUCCUCGCCGCCCCCUGCCUCAUCCUCUCCGCCUCCUCCUUCCUCGUCCUCAUCGCCACCUCCUUCCUCAUCCUCACCGCCACCUCCCUCUGAUGAAUCGCCUCCGGAGAAUUCUCCUCCAUCGCCGCCUCCGAGCAAUAGCUCCAGCAGUGGCUCACCGGCGCCCCCUCCCCCACCGCAUUCUCCACCACCACCGCCGAGUACAAAGGCGUUGUCACCUCCACCUCCGCCGGCACACCGGACACCUCCGUCAUCGUCAUCUUCUUCUUCUUCAUCAUCUUCGUCGUCGAUCAACUGGGGAAUGAUAGGUGGAGUCUCGGCUGCAGUAGCGUUGGUUCUCAUUGCUUUUAUUGCUCUCUGCAUCGUGUGUUGCCUGAGGAGGAAGAAGAAGAAGCGUGACAACGAGAUGCAUUAUUACAUGGAUCAUUCUCAUGCUAGUCAUGACUACUACCACAGCUCACAACAGCCGCACUGGCACAAUGGGACCCCCGCAUCCGACCACGUUGUCAAGCUCAACCCAGAGUCUGGCGCCAUGGGGUCCCCUGGUGGAGGCGGCUGGCUGCCGCCUCCGCCCCCUCCGCCGAUGAUGAGCAGUGGCGACAUGAGCUCAAGCUACUCGGGCCCGCGCCACCAUCCACCACUGCCCCCUCCGUCGCCAGGCCUUUCCCUCGGCUUCAACAGCAGCACCUUCACAUAUGAUGAGCUGGCCGUCGCAACUGGUGGGUUUGCGCAGGCCAACAUGCUGGGUCAGGGCGGGUUCGGCUAUGUGCACAAAGGGGUGUUGCCAAACGGGAAGGAGGUCGCUGUGAAGAGCCUCAAAUCAGGGAGCGGUCAAGGAGAGAGAGAGUUUCAAGCUGAAGUGGAGAUCAUUAGUAGGGUUCAUCAUCGCCAUCUCGUGUCACUUGUUGGGUAUUGCAUUGCCGGUGGACAGAGAAUGCUGGUCUACGAGUUUGUUUCAAACAAGACCUUGGAGUACCAUCUUUAUUGUGAUGAUCCGGUGAUGGACUGGGUAACUAGGCUUCGAAUCGCACUAGGAUCUGCUAAAGGACUUGCUUACCUUCACGAAGACUGCCAUCCUCGCAUUAUUCACCGCGACAUUAAAGCCGCUAAUAUCCUCCUGGACGACAACUUUGAAGCUAUGGUGGCUGAUUUCGGAUUAGCAAAAUUGUCUUCCGACAAUUACACUCACGUCUCUACGCGUGUCAUGGGAACAUUCGGGUAUCUGGCACCAGAAUAUGCAUCCAGUGGCAAGCUGACCGAUAAGUCCGAUGUUUUCUCUUUCGGGGUUAUGCUCUUGGAAAUAAUUACGGGACGUAAACCCGUGGAUGUUCAUAAUGUGAUGGAGGAUAGCUUAGUGGACUGGGCUCGACCAGUUCUAACGCAAGCGAUAGACGAUGGGAACUACAAUGAACUGGUGGACCCAAGGCUGGAGAACAAUUUCAACCCCCAUGAGAUGGCUCGCAUGGUCGCUUGCGCUAGUGCUAGCAUUCGUCAUUCUGCAAAAAAGCGCCCAAAAAUGAGUCAGAUCGUGAGAGCGCUCGACGGCGAUGCGUCCUUGGACGACCUGAACGAGGGAGUGAGGCCUGGCCACAGCUCGGUGUUCGGCACAAAUAGCAGCUCCGACUAUGAUGCAGGCUCAUACAAUGCCGACAUGAAGAGGUUCAGGAAGGUCGCUUUGUCUAGCCAGGACUACGGUAGCAGCGACUUCGGGGCUUCAAGUGGCGAAUCUAGGGAGAUGGGUCGCUCUCCAAACAAAGUCUAAAAAAGCAUCGAAAAUUUUCGAAAAACUUAACGCCGAAAAAUAAGAAUGGAAAAUGCAGUGAAACGGCGGAAAAAGAAGGAGCAAUUUUAAUAUCGAUUUCAAUUUGUUAUUGUGCACUAAUUGUGAGGUUAAGUCAAACAUUCUCAUGAUCUUCCCCAUGUUAGAAUUUCUCUUAUUCUUUCUGGGUGUAACACUCGUUUUAUAACACAAAUA